CGCGCUUGUUUACCUGCAAAUUCCCACUUGGGUGGAUCCUUAUUUCUGUAGUUGUUGUAGUUGACGGGUCAUAUAAGCAGUUACGCUGACAGAAAGAGACGUUCCGUCUGUGAUUUUUUAAAAUUAGCUGCAAGUUAGACACAUAUAUGUAUGUAGGCUAUGUAUGUAUGUAUGUGCCGCGUAUCACAUAUACCAAUUAGCAUCGGGGUUUUAUUAUACGAUACUAUUUGCUAGCUACUAAUGCCCUGUAUUUAUUGCGAGAUUUUGUAAUUGGAUGCACAGCCUCCUUAAUCUGGGCGACCACACGGGUAUCGCCAUAAUCCGCAUUUGCCUUUAUACAUAUACAGAUUUCAUCUGAAGGGUAAAUGCGAUGCUUUAACCCAUUUGGCGAAUAAUGGAUUAUCGGCGGAAGAAGAAGCUAACGUUUUUUACUAUUGGGUUAAUCUUUCUUCUUAGUGGAAUUGAAUAUGUUCCAGGAUGACAAAUGUCACCUUCCUUACCAUCUUCCCUCUGUCAUAAUCUAUUUGCAGUCUGCACACUUGCAGCUUGGUUUCAUGGUGUACCAGGAAUGAAUUGUUUUUAGUUUCUCGUAAGAGUGUCAGUAAGUCUAUUGUUUUUCUUCUGGCCAUUGGUUGCAACAAAAUGAAUGUCUUCCUGUCUACAACAAAAGCUGUAAUUUUGCCAACGAUAUGGAGGUAUCUUCAAAUUCUUGGAGCUCCACCGUAUUUCCUGGGACUGAGCCUGUCUGCGUUCAGUUUGAGCGGGCUGCUCGCGGGUCCCUUUUUUGGCCAGUUGUCAGACAGGACUCGCACUACCAAGAACAUCAUUCUGUUUGCAAAUCUCUUCGAGGUUGUGGGUAACUUCAUGUAUUUCAUGAAUUUCGAUAAGUGGCUCCUGCUGUCCAGUCGACUCGUGGCAGGUAUCGGGACCGGUGCUGGCGCCUCCAUUUUUGGAUACCUGACCCGUAGUACGGCCCCUGAAGAUCGUAGCACAGUGUUUGCAGCAGUCAUGGCCUGCCGGCAAGCUGGCCUCCUUAUUGGUCCGGCUUGCAACAUAUUUUUGAGGUUGUGUAACUUCCAGCUUGGACCCUUUGUUGUAAAUAAGUUCACUGCACCAGGGCUCUUCAUGUGCCUGCUGUGGAUCCUUCUUCAGCUGGUAGUGCUGUUAAUGUACUGGGACCUGCCACCUGAGAAUUCUGGGUCCUGUAUCACCAGGGAUGUGGACGAUGUGGAAGAGGACAGAGAAAAGGAGCCCCUGGUGGGCGCUGAAGAGCCAUCUGAAUCUUACGGCACUGUUUCCCCGGGCCCAUCAGAACCUGUUCCCAAUGGUAGUCUUCCUCACAGUUCCCCACCCUCUUCACAUUCGGAGUUGCCUAGUCGGUCUAAUCCCUUCAGGAACUUCAGUGCCAGCAGAGAAUUCUUAAGGGAGGAAGUAGUGGUUCUGCUCACGGCCCAGUUCAUUACACUGUUCAACCAAACCACACUAGAGACCAUGGUGACUCCUCUGACCCAGAAGUACUUCAACUUUGGCGAGCUGGAGAACAGUGUCAUGUACUUUGCAUGUGGGGUGGAGGUGAUCGCUGGGUUCUUCUUGGUCCGCUGGCUUAGCCCCCGUGUGGGUGACCGCGCGGUCCUGGCCGUGGGGCUGAUUGUUGGAAACAUCUCCUGUGUGUGGUGCCUUAUUUUUUUGACCAACCCCCAGGGUGGGUUCCAGUGGCAGUUGACAGAGUUCAUAAUCGGAGUGUUCCUGCAGGUUCUAGGGUUACCUUUUGUUGCGGUUGCCCAGGUGUCUCUCUUCUCAAAGGUGACUGCAGAGAAGACACAAGGAUUCAGUCAGGGUAUCCGUCGUUCUGUUGGGGGACUGGCCACCAUCCUAGGUCCCCUUUGGGCUGGGGGACUUACAGAGAACCUCUAUGUCAUGCUGGGAGUUAUGAUGGUCCUACUCAUGCUGCUGACAAUCAUGAUGGUUUUUUCCUACAACCGCUUGGUAGAACCAAGCAUUGCACAGAAUGCAGACAGGUCAGAGGUUUCUGGGUAGAACUGUUCCCUUCCGUAUGGGAAAAGCAAAGAGGUGUUUGAGUUGCCCUAAACAACACAAAACUCCCUGAAGAGAUUUGGAUACGUGGAUCUGGAUUGGACGAGCAGAUGGGAUGGAUUUAGAUGGGACCUUGAAGCAGUUUUGUUAAUAUAAUAUUGUGAAAAUAUGUAAUAUGUCAUUAUUGCACAAAAAGAGCCCAAAUUAUUAAGUAGCAUGUGCCAAACCUUUAUUGUAACAUUUUCUGAAUGAAUCAGAACAAUAAAAUAAGUAACACAUCCAGAUCCAAUAGACUUAUCCCAUAGAUACAUGAAAUAUGCAAAUGCCAUGUAAUAAUUAAAACAUAGGUUGCUACAGUAAGUGGGCUAGUGUAAAUGCACUACAAAUUCAGUACGUUCCUCAUGAAGACCUCUUCUUUUACCUUUUCUGGUAAAAUGUUUCUAGUUGUUAUCAACUGUGCAUUAUGUUCCAUUUCUUUGGUAUAAACAUGAUUUGUCAAAAUCAAUUUUAUAAUUUUCUAGCUUACAACACUAACAUAAAAAUAACAUAGUAAAAUAAACAUAUGACUGGUUUUUAAUACAAAAAGGUAUUAAAAUGACCUUAUUGGUG
Paramormyrops kingsleyae is the source of this 2643-nucleotide messenger RNA. The record is from RefSeq and is a predicted model, not a curated record. NCBI's taxonomy places the organism in Eukaryota, Metazoa, Chordata, Actinopteri, Osteoglossiformes, Mormyridae.